CGCAGAGGACGGUUGGCUGUGUGGAGACUGUAAAGAGCGAAAGCCUGCAAGUGGGACGUUGGACAGAAGGGCUCUCCCAGCAGAAUGGCCGCCACAAAACCUUUCUCCUGCCAUCUUCUCCUCCUCCUCUCCUUCCUUACAACUCAAACCGCCCUCACCCAGGACCCAUCUGUCACCACAGUCACGGUACCCGAAGGUGACGCUUUCAUUGCCCCCACCACCCUGGCCAACCAAACGGCUUCCAGCGCCGUGGAGCCCACUCAGAACUCUCCUAUAGAGACAGGGCUGUCCACCCCCACCAGUGGCGGAGACGGCGACGAUGAGGACGUCCCUCCCGCCGGCGGAACACGCUGCCAGGGUUACUACGACGUGAUGGGGCAAUGGGACCCACCAUUCAACUGCAACGCCGGCGUCUUUCUGUACUGCUGCGGUACCUGCUUCUACCGCUUCUGCUGCCAGUUCCGCCAGCAGCGGCUGGACCAGAGCAUCUGCUCCAAUUACGACACGCCCAUCUGGGCCAACACCGGCAAGCCCGUGGCCACGAUCACCGAGGGCCAGGAAGACCAGGACCGGGACCGCACACACCUCAUCGUCUACAUCAUCUGUGGCGUGGUGGCCAUCAUGGUGCUGGUAGGCAUCUUCACCAAACUGGGUCUGGAGAAGAGCCGCGGAGGAAGUGGAGGAGGAGGGGGAGGAGCGGGGGCGGGGCACGCUGACCUCAAUUCCAGGACCCUGACAGACCUGCUGAAGCAGCAGGGAGCUGAGGUGAGCUCGGUGGAAAAUGCCGUGGCCAGUUCGCCCAGUGGAGGGAGAGCCAACGGCAUUUCAGCCAGGAUGCUGCGCAGCAGGAGUGAACAGUACCAGCUGAAUAACUCAGCGUACGGGCCAUUUGGACAAGGGCUUCCACACCCGCACAGCAACCACAGCACAGUGGGACUCAACAAAUAUACCUCCCUCAAAGCUGUGGCUCACAGUGCAUCUCGUGGCUACUACAAGAGCUUCCCACUCAUGGACUUCUCCCAGUACCAGCCUGUGGCACCUCCUGCCUUCCAGCCCGUGCCUCCACAGCCCAAAGAGAAGUCGUACAUCCACCAGUCCGUGACGGCGCACCACGACCUCCACGCCCCCCUCUCCAUCUCCAUCCCCUCCAGCCACCUAGAGCACUCGCGCCUACCCAAGACCACCACGCACCCGCUGCUCUCCAGCUCAGCCUUCAAAGCCUGGGAGCCAACUGGCCGCCAUGUCCACAGGCAGGCCUCUGCCCCCGGCCACACCCACUCCUCCAUGCACAGCUCCACCCGGAGACAUGGCUACUCCAUCAGGAGGCCGCAGAGCAUAGAGAACAUGCCGGAUCUCUUUAGCCAGCCGUAUGGAGGGAUAUAUGGAGGAGCUGGAGGGGGACAAGGACAGGGGCAACACCCAUCUCAGCCCUCCUACUACCACCACAACAGGCAUAAGAGCUAUUCCACCCACAGUACGACUGAGGUGACCGUCUGA
Molecule: messenger RNA, 1497 nt
Organism: Plectropomus leopardus (leopard coralgrouper)
Lineage: Eukaryota; Metazoa; Chordata; Actinopteri; Perciformes; Serranidae
Gene: shisa8b
Product: shisa family member 8b
Biological process (GO): regulation of short-term neuronal synaptic plasticity; regulation of AMPA receptor activity
Cellular component (GO): AMPA glutamate receptor complex; dendritic spine membrane; postsynaptic membrane
Source: RefSeq, a predicted model, not a curated record